Molecule: messenger RNA, 872 nt
Organism: Pararge aegeria (speckled wood butterfly)
Lineage: Eukaryota; Metazoa; Arthropoda; Insecta; Lepidoptera; Nymphalidae
Exons: 6
Coding region: 58-852 (264 amino acids)
Molecular function (GO): lipid binding
Source: RefSeq, a predicted model, not a curated record
UCGAGCAGCCCGCUCGGGGCACAAUAUAGAAAAAAAGUAAAACAUAAUAACAAAAUCAUGCAUUUCGUAUUGUUUAUAGUGCCCGUAGUGCUCCAGUAUGCGACUGCGGAAUAUUAUAAAACUAGGCCAAGUUUCAUAAGGACCUGCUACAAAAGUGAUCCAGAUUUUGAUGAUUGUUCAAAAGACGCAGUUCAACAACUAUUCAAUGCUUUAGGGCCAGGUCUGCCGGAAAUCGAUUUGCCGUCACUAGAUCCAUUAAAUAUCCCGAAAAUAAGGAUAUUGCAAGGAGAGGGACCAGUAAACGUUAACGCUGCACUUGAUAAUGUUGUCGUAACAGGUUUUGGAAAAACUGAAGUGUUGCUAAGCCAGGUCGACGGCAGAACGUAUGAUUUUUAUACAAAAGUACGAGUCCCUAAAAUAAGAAUAGAAGGCACAUAUGACUUGAAGGGGAAAAUCUUAUUAAUACCAUUAGUUGGAAAUGGUCUAUGUUGGUUUGAGCCCAGUAACAUGACAAUCGAUAUUGUCAGCGGAGUUAAACUAUACGAAAAAUCUGGUCUUCCAUUCUUUAAUGUAACGCAAUGCCACGUGAAAUACAAUAUAGGAGGCUUAAAAUUACACAUGAGUAAUUUAUUUGAUGGCAUUUCAUCUCUCGAAGAAAGUACCAACGCGUAUUUAAAUGCAAAUUGGCGUCCAGUAUCAGAAUCUUUGAGACCAAUUUUGUCAAAGACUAUAGAAGAUAUUUUACUUGGAUUUAUGCAACAGAUAUUCCACAACCUGCCAGCAAACUUCAUGAUAGGAGAUUUAAAAAGCCAUCUAUUAAAUAAGAAAAAUGAGAAGAAAGUAAACGAUUAAAUAAUAUUUCAAUAAGCUUA